This is a messenger RNA of Motacilla alba alba, 6922 nucleotides long. It is a transcript of the gene ELFN1, whose product is annotated as extracellular leucine rich repeat and fibronectin type III domain containing 1. The coding region runs from base 3702 to 6092 and encodes 796 amino acids. Gene Ontology annotation, molecular function: protein binding. Gene Ontology annotation, cellular component: plasma membrane. NCBI's taxonomy places the organism in Eukaryota, Metazoa, Chordata, Aves, Passeriformes, Motacillidae. The record is from RefSeq and is a predicted model, not a curated record. The transcript is spliced from 4 exons.
GGAGCCCCCCGCUCUGCUCCGCUCCGGCCCCGCGCCCGGUGUCGCCCCGCCGCGGCGCCCCGCGCUGCCCGCCAGCCCCGCGCAGCCCCCGGUGGCCGUUCCGUGUCGCCAAACUUUUAGCGGCUGCAGCCCAGGCUGGGGCUCCGGCGGGAGGGGAGAGCGGGGCCGGCGGUCGGGGGAGCGGGGCGCCCUCCCCUCCGCGGGCGGGGAGUCCCCCGGCUCGGCCGGGGCUGCUGCCGCUGUCCUUAUCCCCGGGGCGAGCGGGAGGUCGGGAGCGGAGCGGCUCCCCACGGCCGGGCCGGGGCCACGGAGCCGGGAAGCCCUCCGGCCGCUCGGCCCGCGUUCCCUCCCCCGCCCGUGGGGGAUCCCCACUUCGGGGUCUCCCUCCCGGCGGGGUGCGCCCGAGCCGGAGCAUCCCCCGGGGCAGCCCCUGCCACUGUUGCCUGCGGGAAGCCCCGGUGCUCCGGGGGAAGAGCCGGUGCCGCGGGCAGUAGCAUGGCCUCGGGGGCAGGGGUCUUCCGCCCGGGUCACCACAGCGCCGCGCGGAGCGCUCGGACAGGGGAGACCGUCGCCCUCACCCCAAAUAACCCCGGAGGCUGCGAACCUUGGGGUGGGAGCUGUGGCAGAGCCGCUCUCCGGCUCUGCUCCCCCCGCCCCCCCAAUCCCUUCUGCAUUCCCACGCCGGCAGUUGGGACCUGCCUCCCCCCACACGCGCUCCUUCAGCGGCUAUUUCUGUCCUCGCCGAACGCGCCGCACACAGAGCUUUAAUUAAAGAAAAUUAGUGGAGGAGGGCGAGCGGGGGGGUGUCCGUGCUCCGGAGAGGGGGACGGUCCCCGGGACCUCGCCGGGUGCGACUGCCGUCGCUGAUGGCUCGGGGGAGGCGGGGGGUAGGUGCCCGCCUGAGAGUUUGAGCCGCUUUCGCUUGGUUGGUUGUUGGUUUGGGUUUUUUUUUAGAAAAGGGCGGCGGUGGAGGUGUGUGUGUGCGGGGGGGUGGUACGGACGACGCGGGAACGCGUUCCUUCCCGGAGGGUGUGUUGCAGUUUUAAUUAUAAUGACAGAUGUUGCCGUAAAGUUCCGUCUCGGUUCCUGAAUACAAGCAGAUCACGAAGCACCGGCAAACUCGCCCGUCGGACCGGGCACUCGCCCUUCGGCGCAGCGGAGUUGCUAAAGAAUUUUUUUGGUUGCGUUUUAAACGAGGCUCGGCCGGCUCUGGGGGUCCUCGGGGCGGCGGCGGGGCGGUGCGUGGAACCCGGGGAUGCCCGGGAGAUGCGGGCAGCCUCCGCUCCCUGGGCAGGAUCCCUCCAAGCGGCCCAAACCCCCGGCGGUCCCCAGUUCUCAUCCCUCUCAAUGUGGAGCGUGGCUACUCGUCCCGUGCGCGGCGGGAGCCGCCUGGCAGCCCGCUGCUGGGGGGAUGCCGGGGUGUCCCCCCCGCAGCCCUUUCCUCCUCCAGCUCUCCCUGGACAGAACCCUCCGCACCUCCGCUCAUCCCUGCCUCUCCGGCUCGGGCAGCCCGGGGGACCUGCGGUGCUGCCCACGUCCAGGCUGUGAUUUGCAGCCCCGGGAAAGCCCCGCGGAGGGAGGGGACGGGGGGGACUGGCAUCACCAGGCUCCCUCGGGGCAGAGCCGCCGCUCCCGCCUCCCCGGCCGGGGACUCGCCUCCUCCCGUCAGCUUCGCGCGUUCCGCCGCCGGUUCGCGCUGGAUUAAAUAUUUAGAAGUUUGCAGCGGUGAAUAAAGCGAUGGUUAAUAGAAAUUGAUGGCACCGAUGCAAAGGGGGUGGCACCGGCGGCAGGAGCGGCGCGGCUCAACGGGAGCGGGCGGGGCGCUCCUGGGAGGGUUUUUAAGGGGUUUCACCCCAAGUUAAGGGUUUAUCGGUCCGAAUGCUGUGGCAGCGCCAAAACCCGGGAGCUGCUCUUCACGUUUCCGACGAUGUCAUUUAAAGGCGUGUUUUUUCCGCCCUGCCUGCCUGGAAAGAAUAACCCCCUGCUUUCGCAGAGACGAGGCAAUCCGCUCGAAUUUAGCACCUAAAACCCCCCGUCAGCACCUCCCGCCGUGCUGCCUGACACCAUGCAGGGCUCCCACUCCUCCAGACCCCCCGGGUUUGCCAUGGCAGCGGGGGCAGUGGGCAGCGGGUGCUGUAGGCAGGGACUUGGAGCGUGUCCCCAGCUCCCCGAAGUGCAGCGCUGGGCAGUGGGGGGACCAGGCUGGAGCAGGGAUGAAGUUUGCCCCAUGACCUGGAGGAGCGAGCGGCCCCCGGGGUGGGGGCGGCCUCCGCAGGGUGGGGUGGGAAGGACACGGGGCUGACCGGGUGGCCGGGGAGCCCUGGCCCCGCACGCCGGCCCCGGCGCCGCGCUCCGAGCUGGAGGCAGCGCUUGUGUCAGCGGCGGGGAUGGGCAGCGCUCGGCGGGGCGGGAUGCGGUCCUGGCGCGGCUGCGGAGGCACCGGGAGAGGGGGAGGAAAGACGAGCUGGAAUAGGAUGGAGGGGCGAGCAGAGAGGGAAAGAAAGGGCGAGGGUUGCCCGGGGAGCGGCCGGGAGUGCGGGCCCUCUCCGCAGAGCCGCUGCUCGGUGGGAGCCAGCGGCGACGGCCGUGGGGAUGGGGAAAGCGGAGGGCAGAGCGGAAAGCCCUGGGGCAGACCCGACACCACUGCUACGGGUGCCAGAGACGGUCUGUACCCACCGGGGCGGGUCGGUGCCGUGCCCACGCCCGCCCACGCCCCUCACCCCGCGCUGGGGGACGCUCCCCCGGCCCGGUGCUGCCCACGCGUGUCCCAGCCUGGCCGCCGCUCCGGGCUGGGGCAGCGCCGCUCUGUGACAACAGAAAGUGGCUGGAAAGGGGCGAGGCGUCACACGGUCUGCCUCCGGGAGGCAGGGAAAGGCUGAGGGACCGAUGGGAAGGCAUGAAUGAAUGAAUCUCCAUAAAGAGCCCCAAGCAGCAGGGAGAGGGAGAGAGGAGGAGGAAGGAGAGGAGGAGGAAGAGCCGGAGCAGGGCAGGCAGCAGCAGACGUGACGCCGGCAGCUUCAACUAUGAUCAGUGCAUAAAUCUACCUGCAACACAGGAUGUUGGAAAAUUACCGAGAGACAGCAACGUCCUCCCUGCUGCUUGGUGAGAAAAGAAGGAUGCACCUUCAGUUUAAAUACUGGGCUUGGUGACCACCUCGUGGGACCCGAAUGCCGUGUCCAGUGUGCCUCCCUGCCCCCGAGGACAGCAACUAGGAGACAUUCAGGACUGUGGCUGGGACCAGCAGUGACACACAGGCUCAGAGGUGAGCCGGGGGACCGAGCGGGGACAGCCAAACACACGGAGGCACAGGGAGAUGGGGACCAGCGCCACGAUGUGCAGCAAAAAGAAAACGAGGAGAAGUACUAUAAAAAAUGAGAGGAAGGCUUGUCUCUAAGUCUGAGCAACUCCUCUGCACAGGCACUUAACUUCAUGACUCCCUCCUCGAGAUGCCGGAGGCUUGGUGAUGUGGGACCAGCCUCAGCCACCAAGGCCUUGGUAGCAGCCCCUGGCUGCUGGCUGCCGAGUACCGUGGGCACCGAGGUCCGCUUUCCCCACGGACACUUCCCUCCCGUCUCUGAGCCAUGAGGAGAAGGGAGAGGCAAGCAAAGCUGCCGAAGGAGCACUAGCCCACACCUUCCCAGCCCCUGUCCUGUUCCCCGCUUCCAGCAGACCAGGAGCCCUUCUCCGUGCUGCCCUUCCAGAUGGCAGGUCGCCGGUGGGCCGCGACGUCAGCCCUCUGCAUGUGCGUGGCGGCCGUGUCCCUCCUGCACGCCGGCGGGGUGCGGGCAGACUGCUGGCUCAUCGAGGGGGACAAGGGCUUCGUCUGGUUGGCCAUCUGCAGCCAAAACCAGCCCCCCUACGAGUCCAUCCCCCAGCAGAUCAACAGCACCAUCGUGGACUUGCGGCUGAACGACAACAAGAUCAAGAGCGUGCAGUACGCCUCGCUCAGCCGCUUCGGCAACCUGACAUACCUCAACCUGACGAAGAACGAGAUCUCCUACAUCGAGGACGGUGCCUUUUCAGGACAGUUCAACCUCCAGGUGCUGCAGCUGGGUUACAACCGACUGAGGAACCUCACCGAGGGCAUCCUCCGGGGCCUGGGGAAGCUGGAGUACCUCUAUCUCCAGGCCAACCUCAUCGAGACCGUCACCCCCAAUGCCUUCUGGGAGUGCCCCAACAUAGUGAACAUUGACCUGUCCAUGAACAGGAUCCAGAGACUGGACAGCAACACUUUUCGGGGCCUAAACAAGCUCUCUGUCUGUGAACUCUACAGUAACCCCUUCUACUGCUCCUGCGAGCUCCUCGGCUUCCUGCAAUGGCUGGAGGCUUUCACCAACAUGACACGCACCUACGACCGGAUGCAGUGCGACUCCCCACCCGACUACAUGGGCUACUACUUGUUAGGCCAAGGCCGGACUGGCUACCGCAAUGCUCUGAGCAUGCUUUCUUCCCUUUGCACUGGUGGCUCCUACACUGUGAUCCCUCGUUUUAUCCCUCCCAGGUACCAGGUGACCACGGUGCCCUCUGAAAGCCCCUGCUCCGAGGAGGAGUGCUCCUCCGGCGACGGCACGACGCCGCAGUUCUCCCUGUUCACGCCCAUCGGUGAGACGGAGGUGCGCCCCAACAUCCAGGUGAAGCACCUCAACCACAACUCGGCCGUCCUCACCGUGCAGAUUCCCUACCCCUUCAGCAAGAUGUACAUCCUCUCCCAGUUCGAAAACGGCUUCUCCUCCAUGAUCACCAAGCUCAGGAAGAAGGAGGAGAACAUCACCGUGAGCAACCUAGUAGCACAAAGAGAUUACACCUACUGUGUAGUCUCUGUUCACCAGUACUCCAAGUACAACCACACCUGUGUCACCAUCACCCCCACCAGACCCAACCGCAAGGAGCCGGUGCCCACCCCUUCCACUGCCACCCAUUACAUCAUGACAAUCCUGGGCUGUCUCUUUGGCAUGGUGAUUGUCCUGGGCGUGGUGUAUUACUGCCUCCGGAAGAGGCGCCAGCAGGAGGAGAAGCACAAAAAGGCUGCUGGCAGCAUGAAGAAGACCAUCAUCGAGCUGAAGUAUGGGCCAGAAAUGGAGACCACCAGCAUCACCCAGCUGUCCCAGGGACAGAUACUGGGUGGGGAGACAGUGACCCGCAUCCCCUACCUACCUUCUGCUGGCGAGGUUGAGCAGUACAAGCUGAUUGAGAGCAGCGAGACUCCCAAGGCCACCAAGGGCAACUACAUGGAGGUGAGGACGGGUGAGCAGCCUGAGAGGCGAGACUGUGAGCUGUCCCUGCCACCAGACACGCAGGGCUCUGUGGCUGAGAUCUCCACCAUUGCCAAGGAGGUGGACAAGGUGAACCAGAUCAUCAACAACUGCAUCGAUGCCUUGAAAUCCGAGUCCACCUCCUUCCAAGGGGUGAAGUCGGGGGCAGUCUCCACGGUGGAGCCUCAGCUGGUGCUCUUGUCAGAGCAGAUCCCCAGCAAGCACGGAUUCCUUUCCCCCGUCUACAAGGAAAGCUACAACCACCCUCUCCAGCGACACCACAGCAUGGAGGCGGCCCCCAAACGCUCCAGCACCUCUUCCAGCGGCUCCAUACGGAGCCCCAGGUCCUACCGCUCCGAGGGAUCGGGCCACAAAUCCGAAGCCAAAUACAUCGAGAAGACUUCCCCCACCACCGACACCAUCCUCACUGUGACACCGGCCGCGGCCAUCCUGCGGGCAGAGGCGGAGAAGAUCCGCCAGUACAGCGAACACCGGCACUCGUACCCCAGCUCGCACCCAGGGGAGCAGCACGACAGCAUGGGCGGGCGGAAGCCUUCCAUCCUGGAGCCUCUGACCCGGCCUCGCCCCAGAGACCUGGCCUACUCCCAGCUCUCGCCUCAGUAUCACAACCUGAGCUACACCUCCAGCCCAGAGUACACCUGCAAACCAUCGCACAGCAUCUGGGAGCGCUUCAAACUCAACCGCAAGCGGCACAAAGACGAGGAGGAGUACAUGGCAGCCGGCCAUGCCCUACGCAAAAAGGUCCAGUUUGCCAAAGACGAGGAUCUUCACGACAUCUUAGACUACUGGAAGGGCGUCUCUGCCCAGCAAAAGUCCUGAGUCCUCACACAACUCGUGACUUAACACACUAACUGGACCAAAAGAAAUCCGCAGCAGCUAUUUUUAUUCAGACUGUCUUUGAAACAAAAUAAAAUUAAAAAAAAAAAAAAAGAGAAUCAAUAAAAAAAUUAAAAGAGAGAACAAAUAAUGAAAAAUCUAUAAAUAUUCUAUAUAAUAUAUACAGUGAGAUAUUAAAAUGUCCUCACGUUGGUGAGACAUGCACCAAAUUUGAACGCAAACUUUGCAAACAAACAAACUGUGGAGUGGGAAAAAAAGAAAAAAGUUUUGUUUCAUUUUGAUUUUUUAAAAAAAUAUAAGAAAAAAGAAAAAAUUGAAUAUAAAAUGAAAAUGAAAGAGCGGGCAGAGAGCUGAGGUCUGGCGUUUUCCAAUAUUGCAUUGCAUGAGUCCCUAUUCCGUGAUUUUGUGGAUUCUUUGUGAACAGUUUGUGUUCUUCCUUCCUUCCCUUCCAAAAUCAACAGCGACAAAAACAGCAACAAAAACCAAAAAGAGACCACAAGGAGCUCCAUCUUUUGGGCUGUUUUUGCAAACGGAGUCUUCCAGUUUAGACUUUCACCCGGUUGAAGGCCCGUUCACAUUUUCACUCACUAAGAGGUUUUACCACACAUUGCAUUGUAAACCGAAGUCGUUAAUUGUACAGAGAAAAAUUUCUAUAUUUGCAAUGUUUGCUGUAUAAUGAGAGAGAGAGAGGAGAAAAAAAACAAUACUACAUCUACUAAAAAGAAAAUAUAUAUAUAUAUAUAUCUAUAUUCACCUGUUUGUACCAGGUUUUAAUCAUGGAUUUUAGAGAAAGAGAUGGAGUUUUAUUUGAA